AUGGAGCGGAACGACGAACACAGGUGUGAUGACUGCGGGAAAGCUUUCAAGCAGAAAUCUCAUUUAAAUAGACAUCAGAGAACCAUGCACGGAACGCCGUAUACUAAUGUAUGUCCAAUAUGUCAUUCAAAAUUCAACAGGAAAGACAACUUUACGCGACAUAUCAAAACACACGGAGAAAAAAGGAGAGCGGAUCAAAAACAAACAAACCAUGCUGAUGAAACAGAUGAAAACCAGUCAGAGAUGAAAAGACGGCGAUACGAAGAAAAUAUGUUACAGGAUGCAGAAAACAAUCCUCCAGAUAUCCCUAUGCAAAGUACAAGGAAUGAGAUGAGUACAGAGUCUACAGGGAAAUGUAUCUGGUGUACCCAGAUUAAACCUUUAUUAAAUGGGAAAAAAUUCUGCCAUUCAUGCGCUGAGACAGGUAGAGAAUGCCACUGGUGUCAUCGACCUCUACCAGAACGAUUUUACAGUCACCGAACAGAUGUAUGCGAUUCCUGCGUGAAUAGACGACAUAGAUGGAGUACACAAUCAGGUGCUGGAAGCAAGCAAGCAUUAAAAGGAGGGGUGGAAACAAAAGUGUUGGAACCAAACCCGGGUAAUCUGUGGGACAUUCUUCAAUUUUUCAAAGACAACAGUGACCCAAUCCAAUAUCUUCUUCAUACUACCCUGUGGUCAAAACGAGAAAUCAAAGAGCAGCUGGCUAAAGCUUACAAAAAUUUAUAUGUUAGUUAUCAAAAUUUUGAAAGGGACGGCAGUGGAUGGUCUAUUGAUCAGAUUUUAAAAAUGGAGUUUAACACUGCAGAGUAUGCCCCUUUAUCUGGUAGCAGUUAUCUUCCCUUGCCACCAAAAAUUGCAAAGAAAAAGGCUGUACUGAACAUUGAAAAUGUAGAUCAAAAAUGUUUUCUUUGGUCGAUUUUAGCCUCUCUUCAUCCUAUUGGUAGAUUAGAUCACCCAGCGCGUGUGUCAAAUUACACGAAGUAUGAGUAUGAACUGAAUACUGAGGGAUUAGACUUCCCUUUACCUUUGUCUCAAAUUAAUCGAUUUGAAAGGAAAAACAACAUAUCAGUCAAUGUGUUUGGAUUUGAGAAAAAUGAAAUUUUCCCCCUUCACAUAACAGAAGCAAGAAAUACGUUCCACCAUGUCAAUUUGCUUCUUUUCUCAAAGGGUGAAACAAGACAUUAUGGUCUUAUCAGGAACAUGAGCAGGCUAAUGGGGGACAGAACCAGCCAUGAUGGAGAAACGUUCUAUUGUAAUUUCUGUCUCCAUGGGUUUACAAGACAAGAUUUAUUAAAUGAGCAUGUUCCAUAUUGCUCUCCUCAUGGUCCCCAGAGAUUAACGUUCCCAAAAUCAGAACAUGAUCAAUGGGUGCAAUUCAAGCAUGUUAAUAAACAAUUGAAGGUACCCUUUGUCAUUUAUCUCGACUUGGAAAGUUUAACUAUUCCUAUUCAAUCUUGUAGUCCGAGUCAGACUCAUUCAUCGACCACUCCCUAUCAAAAGCACGAACCUUGCGGAUUUUGCUAUUACGUGAAAUGUUCAGAUAAUAGUAAAUCAAAACCUGCUUAUCUAUAUAGGGGUGUCAAUGCUAUGGAUCACCUCUUUGAAUGUUUGAUCAAAGAGGAAGAGGAAAUCUGUAAGAUACUGUCCCAAAGUAAACCCAUGUCCAUCUCAGUAGAAGAAGAAACUUCUUUCAGAAACGCCACUGAUUGUCACAUUUGUGAACAACCUCUAGGGGUGGAUAGGGUCAGGGAUCAUGAUCAUUUAACGGGCAAGUACAGAGGUGCAGCACAUAACCAGUGUAACUUGCAGCUCCAAUUUAGGAAAGAAAACAGGGAUUUCUACAUUCCUGUUAUCGCACACAACAGCCGCAAUUACGACCUUCACCACAUGAUGAGUGCCAUUGGAAAAUUAAAGAAUAAGAAAAUAUCUUGUAUUCCAAACAAUAUGGAGAAAUACAUUAGUUUUUCACUCGAUAAUUUACGUUUCAUUGAUUCAUUACAAUUUCUGAAUGCUUCACUAGACACUUUAGUAACAAAUUUAGCCAAAGAAGGGGGAUCGAGAUUUCAAAAUCUAUCCCGACAUUUUCCAUCUGAAGUUGAGAGAGACCUCUUACUACGGAAAGGGGUUUAUCCCUAUGAUUACAUGUCCUGUUGGGAUCGAUUUUACGACCAAGAGUUACCUCCGGUCACAGCAUUUUACAACAAACUGUCCGAAUCUGAUAUUUCUGAGACUGGCUAUGUUCACGCUGAAAAGGUAUGGGAAACCUUUAACAUGACAAACAUGGGGGAUUACCAUGAUUUAUACUUAAAAACGGAUGUCUUACUACUCUCUGAUGUAUUUGAGAAUUUUAGAAAUCUAUGUCUGAAUGCAUAUCAUCUAGAUCCCGCUCAUUUCUAUACUUCACCCGGUCUUGCAUGGGAGGCCAUGUUGAAAAUGACAAAAGUUAAGUUACAGCUCUUUGAUGACAUCGAUAUGGUUUUGAUGAUAGAGCUGGGAAUUAGGGGAGGGGUGUCUAUGAUCUCGAAGAAAUACGCCAAAGCCAACAACCCAAUGGUCCCUGAUUUUGAUCCUUCAAAACUGAAAACUUGGCUUACUUAUCUAGACAUGAAUAACCUUUACGGUACAAGUAUGUCAAUGCCCCUGCCCGAGAGGGACUUUGCCUGGUGCACUCCAGAACAAAUACAUAGUUUAAAUGUCAUGGAUAUCCCAGAUGACUCGGACACCGGGUAUAUAUUAGAAGUGGAUCUAAAAUAUCCCGAUUUUCUACAUGAUGAACAUAGUGAUUAUCCUCUUGCUCCUGAAAACAAGACAAUUACAGAUGAUAUGUUGUCUCCUCAUAGUUUGAUGCUCAAAGAAAAGUUAGACAUCAAAGGAGGUGCCCUAAAACUCGUGCCUAACCUCAAUGAUAAAGAAAAGUACGUUAUUCAUUAUCGAAAUCUAAAAUACUAUUUGUCAAAAGGUCUUGUAUUAUCCAAAAUCCACAGGGUUCUAGAAUUUACUCAGUCUCCUUGGUUAAAGUCAUACAUUGAUUUUAAUACCCACAGGAGGUCUCAGGCUACAACAGAUUUCGAGAAAGAUUUUUAUAAGCUCAUGAAUAAUUCUGUCUUUGGGAAAACCAUGGAGAACAUGAGAAAGAGAGUGAAUGUGGAACUGGUGCACACCAAAAAGAGAUUACGUAAAGUAUGUGCAAAGCCAAACUUUCAGUCUUUUAAGAUCUUCAAUGAUGACCUAGUAGCUGUCAAUCUUAGGAAAAACAACAUUAUUCUCAAUCGCCCCAUAUAUGCUGGUUUUUGUAUUCUUGACCUCGCUAAGCUGCUCAUGUUCGAGUUUCACUAUGACUUUGUAAAAUCUACCUACGGGGAAAAGGCUAGUCUUCUGUUUACAGACACGGAUAGCCUUUGCUAUGAAAUCCAAACAGAAGACUUUUAUCAAGAUAUAUUUACUCAUAAAACUCUUUUUGACACCAGUAACUUUGAGAAAACCCACUUUCUUUUCUCCAAAACAAACUGUAAGGUUCUCGGUAAAAUGAAGGAUGAGUGCGGAGGGAAACCGAUAGAAGAAUUCAUUGGUCUCAGACCUAAGAUGUACAGUUUGUUGUAUGAUGGCAUAGAGAAGAAGACGGCUAAAGGAGUCAAAAAAUCUGUAAUAGACAGACACUUAAAACAUCAGGCUUACAAGCAAGCCCUUUUUGAUCAUUGCUACAUGCGUCAUUCAAUGAAUUUGAUAAGAAGUUAUAGCCAUCAGCUGUUUUCUGUAUCUGUAUGUAAAACAACGCUAAGUCCAUACGAUGACAAAGGGUUCGUUCUGGACUCUGGUAUACACACCCUCGCUCAUGGUCAUUACAAAAUCACACCAUUUGAUAAUCAUGUGUAA
Saccostrea cuccullata (small rock oyster) is the source of this 3873-nucleotide messenger RNA. RefSeq lists its product as uncharacterized. The record is from RefSeq and is a predicted model, not a curated record. The transcript has 2 exons. NCBI's taxonomy places the organism in Eukaryota, Metazoa, Mollusca, Bivalvia, Ostreida, Ostreidae. Bases 1 to 3873 code for a protein of 1290 amino acids.